Messenger RNA from Salvelinus sp. IW2-2015, 663 nucleotides. The record is from RefSeq and is a predicted model, not a curated record. Lineage: Eukaryota; Metazoa; Chordata; Actinopteri; Salmoniformes; Salmonidae.
CGUGCCCGUCCCUCCUGCUGCAGAGACACAUGGCGGAGCUGCUCUCUCUGGAUAAAGACAUGGCCGCCUCCUUCCUCAAUUCUGUUCUCAACCAGCUCAACUGGGCCUUUUCAGAGUUUAUAGGCAUGAUCCAGGAGAUUCAGCAGGCAGCUGAACGUCCUGAGCGUAACUUUGUGGACACAAGGCAGCUGAAGGUGUGCGCUACGUGUUUCGACCUUUCGGUCAGCCUGCUGCGGGUCCUAGAGAUGACAGUCACCCUGGUCCCACAGAUCUUCCUCGACUGGACACGCCCCUCCGCUGAACUGCUGCUCAGACGAUUGGCUCAGCUUCUGAACCAGGUGUAAACAGAGUGACCGCAGAGAGGAACCUCUUCGACCCGUGUGGUCAACCUCCGUCUCCCAGGCCUAGAGAGCGUCGACCACUAUCCCAUCCUAGUGGCUGUAACAGGGAUUCUGGUGAGAAUCCUGGUGGACUGUGAGAGACAAGGGGUGUCGCGUGCGGCUUCAGUGCUGUUGUCUGAUCCGUGCUUUCAGCUGCACUCCAUCCAGCACCUCCUGGGGGAAGGAGAGACCUCUCCGGCUGCAGCAGUGCUCCCCCAAACCCCCACAGUACACCCAGGAGACCCUGCUGCAGCACCCGCAGAACGUAAACACUUCUCCCUGC